Messenger RNA from Metarhizium robertsii ARSEF 23, 465 nucleotides. RefSeq lists its product as uncharacterized. The record is from RefSeq and is a predicted model, not a curated record. The coding region runs from base 1 to 465 and encodes 154 amino acids. The transcript has a single exon. Lineage: Eukaryota; Fungi; Ascomycota; Sordariomycetes; Hypocreales; Clavicipitaceae.
AUGAAGGCCUCACUGAUUGCAACUCUUGUCGGCGCCAGCAUUGUGGCCGCAGAGUGCCCCUCCACCGGCUCGACUGAUAGCCAAGGACGAUUUAGCUGCAACCCGGCUCACCAGUAUGGAGGCGGGCAGACCUGUGAGCAAAUCGACGGCUGCUUCUAUCUCCUCGGUCCUGAUGGCAAGCCUGUCAUCAACAGCCCGGCUGAGCCUUCCGAGACUGCUGCAGCCUGCCCCUCCACUGGCUCGACUGAUAGCCAAGGACGAUUUAGCUGCAACCCGGCUCACCAGUAUGGAGGCGGGCAGACCUGUGGUCAAAUCGACGGCUGCUUCUAUCUCCUUGGUCCUGAUGGCAAGCCAGUCAUCAACAGCAGCAGCACGACUGCCCAGCCUCCCGUCGUGACCGCGGGUGCCUCGUUUCUGCAGGGCGCUGGUGCCCUGGCCUUGGCUGUCUGUGGUCUUGUCUUGUAA